AUGCACCUUCAACGGCAUAUCCCCGAGAAGCUAUGGACCACCAAAACAGAGGAUUUGCACAACAAAGAAACUCAAUUAAUGCUAUGGCCGCAUUUCUGGUGGGGUGCGGAGAAGGCCCAAUGGAGAUACGGCCCGACAGAAAUAAUGGAGGGCAGUCUUGUAGUCGGUACUAGAAGCAGAGAGGAGGAUUUCAGUGUCAAGCUAGAGGCAGUAGGCCCGCUAAACUGGAAGGAGAACAUUUGUGUUUUUAAGCCGUUCCAUCGUGUUUAG
Molecule: messenger RNA, 270 nt
Organism: Penicillium antarcticum
Lineage: Eukaryota; Fungi; Ascomycota; Eurotiomycetes; Eurotiales; Aspergillaceae
Exons: 1
Coding region: 1-270 (89 amino acids)
Source: RefSeq, a predicted model, not a curated record